Messenger RNA from Gasterosteus aculeatus aculeatus (three-spined stickleback), 3452 nucleotides. RefSeq names its product zinc finger, AN1-type domain 4 (gene zfand4). Gene Ontology annotation, molecular function: zinc ion binding; protein binding. The record is from RefSeq and is a predicted model, not a curated record. NCBI's taxonomy places the organism in Eukaryota, Metazoa, Chordata, Actinopteri, Perciformes, Gasterosteidae.
UGUCUGUCAAUCAAAUUAAAUCACAAAGGUGUUGUUCAACCGCUUUCGACAGGUACGAUGGUGUCGCCCACCAGCGGACCACGGCCACCGACAGCGGUCAACAGUCUACUACGUUUCGUUCGCGGUUUUUAGGGUCACCGGGAUGAAGUGCCGCCCGUCACGGUCGAGAGUUACCGCUACACCGGACCGAAGCCGACUGAUGUAGCCUAGCACCCUGCUAGCUCACCGCUGAGAGCUGUGGUCAUGCUGCAUGAUGUGUGACGGUUGUGAGGCUAGAGAGCAGUGCUUGUCCCUCUCUCCCUCAUCUUGGGCCAGCCGUUCCAUUUAAGCACGUCCCUGAAGUUCCUCGCCCGACCUUACAGGAUGACCGACAGGAAGAAGCCGCCGUUCUGUAAUGAUGACAGCGCGGGAGCGUUGCACCAUAAGCUCCCGUUCUAUGACACUAUGGAGCUCUUCAUAGAGACCCUGACAGGGACCUGUUUUGAGCUGCGUGUGUUGCCCUUCGAGGCUGUCAUUUCAGUCAAGGCAAAGAUUCAGAGGCUGGAAGGUAUCCCUGUUGCCCAGCAACACCUUAUCUGGAACAAUUUGGAGCUGGAGGAUGAGAACUGUCUUCACGACUACGGUAUUGCAGAGGGCUGCACAUUGAAACUGGUCUUGGCUAUGAGGGGAGGGCCAAUUAACACCAGGAGAGUAACCAUCGAUGAUCCUAUCAAAGAGGUUACUGACCUGAUGGAGGGCACAAAGGAGGAGGGCUGGGAGAAAAGCCUGGCCAACAAGCAGGUCACGUUUGUGGUCUACCGAGAAAAUGACCAGUUAAACUUCUUCCGAGUCGUCGACAGGGGAGACGGCACCCUGACCCCUCUGUCUGAAUCCAUGAGUGGCGGCUCGGUGUGCAAUGUGUAUGCAGAAGAGGAGGAGGAGGAGGAAGAUGGAGAGAGUUCUGCAGCUACACAGCAAAGCCUGGAGAACUCCAUCACCAUGAACAAAAUGAAGCUACUCAAAGCCAAGAUGGAGGACAUGAACCUCAGCAAGAAGCCGAAGAAGUCAGCGAAGGUGAAACCGCGGCCCUCCGUCAACCCGCAUCCCUGCGUUGGCUCCCUCGGAGCGACCAGCAGCACACGACACCACCAUCGCCUCUUCCGUUCGCUCUCCCAGAUGAACCAGCCUUGGCCGUCAAACGCACAACUACCUCCUAUCGCAGACCACGAGUCCGUGGACCCCUUCUCGCUCUCCGCUGCUGCGACCUCCGCUCACUUUUCUGCCUCGAGGCGAGCCCCUCCCUCCUUGCCGUCGCCUUCUUGUUACAUGCUUCGGGAAGAGGAGCCCUGGGAGACAUGCCCCUCCUUUGCUAAGAUCCGGCCUCCUCCCAAAGUGUCCCGGUUGGACAUCGGCUGCACCAGGUUGAUGCGGGACUGCGUGUACCCUCAGCUCCCGCCGCUGUGUAUCAGGGGUCCACCUGAAGCGAGCUUCGACCCGGCCGAGCCGGCCGGGGAGGCCGACGGGCCGAGUUUGUUGGAGGAAGCUGCCGGGCUGAUGGCGCCGGUGCAACCUGGAACUCCGUUUGGGGAACUGUUGGACCCCCUGAGUCUAGAUGUGUCCGCCCAGCCGGAAAGUCGGUCACUCGGGGUCGGGGCUCAGCAGCAGUUCCCCAUCUCUGCGUCCCCUCUCGGUACCUGGACCCUUGGGACGAGCGAUGCUCUCACCAGCGAUGGUUCACACCUCGGCACACCAUUUUAUAUGCGCUCCCCCUCACCACCGACUUCGACUGGGCCGCUGCCUCUGGCUUUUGAUUCCACUCUCUCCUGCUUACAGCCCGACCUUCAAGCACAAGUAAAGCCGGGCGGCGCAUCCAAUCACCCCCCCGCCACCGCGUCGACUCAUCCGCUGGGCACUCGCGGUGUUAAAGUGGAGUCACCUGGCAAGAGACCGGGGCUCAUCUCCAAGAGGGAAGCGAGAGGCAUCGCUCAGAUGGCAAACCAGGCCUGGAAGGAGCCAGUCGGGUCCCUGAAACACUCUGACCUCCUGGCGUCUCACUCCACGCGGGCUGCAGACGGCGACCACAGCAGGGACGGCCUGGGAGAGGUCCUGGGGCUCACGCCGGCAUCGCCCCCCUACGGCGCCUCAGGACCGGGCAGCCUCAGCUCCCGGCUGCCGUCCAUCCCGACCAACAGGCUCCUCCAGCACAACCUGAUAAGGCAAAUGUCCCCGCUGCAGCGAGCAGCAGCCUCUUACACGGCCACCGCCCCUCUUUCCUCAGCUGGGGGAGUCAUGACAUCAUUUGGCAGAAUAGGCGCUCCGACAUACCACCUACCUCCAGUCAAGGCCCCCACGGGCAGCAAGAAGAAGAGCUCAAAGCAUUGCUUCCUCUGUGGCAAGAAGACGGGGCUGGCCACCAGCUACGAGUGCAGGUGCGGCCACAACUUCUGCUGCAGCCACCGCUACGCGGAGACUCACGACUGCACAUUCGACUACAAGGGUGCCGGGCGGAGAUUACUGCAAGAGACCAACCCACUUAUCAGCGCUCCCAAGCUGCCGAAGAUCUAGAGCCUCCGACGCCAGCUGAGAGCAGAAGCUUAUUCACCACUGUGUGCUUUUAUUUUUUUACGUUUAUCUUAAUUUUUUAAUAUCAGCCAAGUUUGCUUAAAAUUAAGAAAGUAUUCUGCAAAGCCAAGUGUGAACUAACAAGAGUAGACUGAAAGAACAGAUUUUCGACAAUGUGAAGAUGUUUAUCCUUUUUAUGUUAGUUCUUUUUCCAUUCCGUAAAAGCAAAACAAACAAAAACACUGCUUGUAAUGUAGGUCGUUUUCUGCUAAAUAUAACUGCUGCACGUUCAGACAUAACUAUUUUUAGUUUUGUCUGCCUUUUAAAAAAAACGAAAAGAUAGGACCGCUGAUGACUUCAUUUGACAAGUCUUUGACAGAUGCACUUUAGAGCUUAUCAUAUUUAUACUUGUAACUGUCCUUAUUGUUUGGGAGAAGGAUGCUUACAUUUCUGUGUUUGUCAUAUAAAGUGUGUAUGUUGUUGUUACUCAGAUUUUUCUAUUAUUCACCUCUUAAAGUCUUUCUUACAUGGGCACAUACAUAAAGACAUCCCUAAUGAUAUCUUUCUUAAAAUAAACAACAGUCCACCCCCACACAUUGAUGAAAUGCUUAAUAUUUAUUAAUGAAUAACACUUAUUUAAUUCACGGUUGGUUUUUAGAAUACUAAGUAUGCAACGUGUGUGUAAGUGUGAGUGUCGGUUGUAAUCUGUUUAUCCUGUAAUCCUAUCGAGUAAACGGUAUUAGGAUGGGGGAGGGAGGGUUAUGGUAUUUAUGAUAUGUCUACAAGUAAGAUGCUUGCCAUAAAAAAAAUCUUUUGUAAGUCUUUUUUUAUUGAUCAGCUGUUGCAAAAACUUUUAAUGCUGUUAUAGUAUCUACAGGAGUUUGCUCUAAUAAAGUUUCUUUCCAUACAUA